UUGUUUGGCAAUCCGACUUUUUUUUCCAAUUCCUCCCCCAUCCUGGCCAUCUGCUGCUGUUCUGUGCUGGUGAAACAAUCGCUGUGCAAUUUGGUGCAGUUCCGAGGGCCCCAACGUCCAAGCACGGAUACCGCAAAACCCCAGAAAGGUGCCACCAUGAUCCUGCAAAAUCAUCUUGAGCGUGGUGUUCGCGUUAAAGUGGGCCAACAUUUCGGAACCGUGCGCUACGUGGGCGAGGUACCCAACACGGAAGGAGAAUGGAUCGGUAUCGAAUGGGACGAUCCAGAUCGUGGCAAACAUUCCGGAAGCGUCAACGGGGUGCAGUACUUCCAAACAAGAAUGCCAAAUGCAGGCUCAAUGAUCCGUGGCGAGAAGCUCACUAAAUUCCAGACGCUCGAGCAAGCCAUCGUGGAGAAGUACAUCGUGACGGAAAACACCCUGCGCGUCGACUCGGAGAUGUUGCGCGCCGUUCAAAAGCAACUGCAUGCAUCCCUGUUCGAGAUUGUCGGUAUGGAGAAGAUCGGCGUUAAGCAGAGCAAUCUGCAGCAGCUGGUCGAUGUCUCGGUGCGCUACUGUCCGGUGAACGCGGCCGGAGAUCUGAGCCACUUUGCGAACCUGCAGAUGCUGGACGUUUCCUCGACGCUCCUGUGGAACUGGAGCCAAGUGGGCAGCAUCGUCGAGCAGAUUCCUUCACUGCAUGAGCUGAAUCUUUCCAAUAAUCGCUUCGUCGAUCCGUACGAGGAACAGGUCGGCCCGUUGGCACAAAAGUUUAAAAACAUUCGCAAAAUCAUUCUCAAAAACUGUGCGCUCGGAUCGUGGUCGGCCGUGGUUCGGUUGGCCCGGCUGUGGCCCGCUAUCGAGUACCUGUCGGUCGAACAGAACGGUAUCGAGUUCGUGGAUGACCAGCUAAACGGACCACACAUUCUAGCGCUCAGUCGCAUUAAGCAUCUUGAUCUACAGAACAACGCAAUCCGUGAUGCACAGUCGCUACACAACCUUGGCCAUCUGCCGGCACUCGAGGAGCUGGUGCUGAAUGGUAAUGGAUUGCGCGAGAUUCGCUUUGCCGAUGAUUGCCCACACAACGAGAAGGUGGAUGUGUUUCGGAACCUGCGUACGAUCUAUCUGCGCGAUAACCCACUGCAGGACCAGUGUGCCGUGUUCAACGAGCUAGACAAGCUGGCACGGCUGGAGCAGGUAAUGGUCGAUCCGGAUCCGAGCGUAAGCUACGAGGAAACGGUGGCACGCAUCGUCGGUUCUAUUGCGGGGCUACGGGUGUUCAAUCGUUCCACGAUCAGCGAGAAGCUGCGCCGCGACUCGGAGUGCGACAUGUGGAAACUGUACGCGAACCAGUGGCUCGAGGUGCGCAACGAUGCGCAACGGUUGAAGGCAUUCUUUAAGACGCACCGCAUGUAUCCGCGUGUGAUGGAACGUCUAGGCAGUCCGGAACAAUUUCUACCGGACACUCGCAAAACCAGCAACAUGAUACAGUUGCAGCUGCUGAACGAGAAGACGGGCGAACGGCGCGACAAGAAGGUACCGAAGCGCAUCAAUCUGCACACACUCCAGAAUCUGAUCGUGAAGCUGUUUGCCCUUCCCGACGGUGGCCCGGCGCUCGGUUUGUACCUGCUCGAUCGCAAGCGCAAGGUGCGUAUACCGCUCGAGCACCAUGCCAAGAGUUUGGACUUUUACUCCGUGGAGGACGGUGAUACGAUCGUCUUUGUAUGACUCCCGCUUGCGCUUCAAUGAUUGAACCAUGUCCCCGUUGCAAUGCAAUUUUGUCACUCGUGUAACUAAUCCUUCCUUUAUCAGCCGAAAUGUGCAAAACAAAGUGACGCUUUUGGUGCCCCAUUUCGUUUCUAUUUAACUCGAAUAAACUCAACACGGCAUCGCCUGCCUUGCACACGCCAAGCGGUGUGAUGGUUUGAUUGUA
This is a messenger RNA of Anopheles aquasalis, 1930 nucleotides long. RefSeq names its product Tubulin-binding cofactor E (gene Tbce). The record is from RefSeq and is a predicted model, not a curated record. NCBI's taxonomy places the organism in Eukaryota, Metazoa, Arthropoda, Insecta, Diptera, Culicidae. Gene Ontology annotation, molecular function: protein binding.